AUGAAAAUUAAUAUUUUAUCAUUAUAGUUUUCACUUGUGCAUAAACAAGAAAAUGCCCAUGAAGAAGGAAUUUGGUCUUGCAGUUGGGGUAGAGUUACAAUAUCAAACAAAACAAAUGAUGACGAUGAUCCUGAUGCCAGUAGAGAUUCACAUGUUUCUCAAACAAAUGCGGAACAAAAAGAUUUUAUAGUCACCGGUGGAAUGGAUGAUUUAGUAAAAGUAUGGGAUAUAGAUGACGGAACGAUUUCUUUAAAGCAUCAACUCACGGGUCAUUCUUUAGGAGUUGUUUCAGUUGUCGUAAGCAAUGACGGCAAAACAAUUGCAAGUAGCUCUUUAGAUUCAGGCCUGUGUUUUUGGGAUUCAGAAUCUGGAAUAUUGAAAAAGCAAAUAUCACUUGGACCAGUAGAUUUGUGGACAUUAGACUUUUCUCCAUGUGACAAGUAUGUUAUUUCAGGCAGUCACGAAGGCAAAAUCACCAUGUAUGAUGUUGAGAGUGGGAAGGCUGAACAGGUUUUAGAUCCGCAAAAUGGAAAAUUCACUCUUAGUAUAGCAUAUAGUCCUGACGGAAAAUAUAUCGCGACGGGUGCAAUCGACGGAAUUAUAUAUAUUUUCGAUGUAUCAACCGGGAAAGUGGCGCAAACGCUUGAAGGUCAUGCUAUGCCUGUGAGAAGUUUGUGCUUUUCUCCAGAUUCUCAACUUCUUUUAACUGCUUCUGAUGAUGGACAUAUGAAACUAUAUGAUGUAGCUCAUUCUGAUAUAGCUGCUACACUAUCUGGUCAUGCUUCCUGGGUUUUAUGUGUUUCAUUUUCUUCAGAUGGAAAACGGUUUGCUUCUUCAUCGAGUGAUAAAACUGUAAAAAUAUGGAAUUUCGCAGAAAGAAAGUGCAUACACACAUUUCACGACCAUAAUGAUCAAGUUUGGGGUGUCAAAUAUAGCUUUAAUAACGAUAAAGUAAUUUCUGUAGCUGAAGACAAAUCUUUAAAUUUAUACAAUUGCCCUUCUAACGUAUAUAAGGAUACAUAAAUUGCAUUUAAAAAUAAAUUUUUUUACAUUUGGUUAAAAAUAAAAUAGCAAAGUUUUUUUUUU
Condylostylus longicornis is the source of this 1086-nucleotide messenger RNA. RefSeq names its product SKI8 subunit of superkiller complex protein. The transcript has 4 exons. The record is from RefSeq and is a predicted model, not a curated record. Gene Ontology annotation, molecular function: protein binding. Gene Ontology annotation, cellular component: Cdc73/Paf1 complex. NCBI's taxonomy places the organism in Eukaryota, Metazoa, Arthropoda, Insecta, Diptera, Dolichopodidae.